GCAUUUGUGUACCAAAACACAGACGGUGCAGCAGCUGCAUUCUUGGCAUUGCUGGACCACCGGAUGAGCGUGCUUUGGGUGUGUGAUUCUGUUCACUUGAUUAGAGUUUGCAUCGGGAAUCCAUACUUGAAGGGUUAGCUUAAACGGCUGGACCACAUUUUGCUCAUCAGCGGUUUCUUUAAAAUUCGGACCCGCGGUUGCAUUCAUAAUUCGUCGAGUCCAGCUGCAGAGACAUGGCAGAGGGAGGCUUUGACCCGUGUGAGUGCAUCUGUUCCCAUGAACACGCCAUGAGGAGACUGAUCAACCUGCUGAGACAGUCCCAGUCUUACUGCACGGACACAGAGUGCCUUCAAGAAAUACCUGGCCCCAGUUCCCCCACAGGCGGGGACCUGACCCUGCCCAUGAUCAUGCUGGCCUGGGUGGUGCUGGCCCUCGUCCUCUUCCUUCUCCGACCGGCCAGCAUGAGGGGCCCCGGGGCCGCAGGAAAACCUGGCAGCCCACACAACAACCAUGGCCGAGAGCCGCCCGCCCCUCCCGUGGACUAGGCCUGGAGCUGCACGUCCCACUUCCUCACGGCCAAGACCAGGACAUGACCCAAUCAGCUACUGUGACCCGGAACUUCUCACUCGCUUUGUUUCAUUUCUCCCCCGUACUGCUCGUCUGUAUUCUGUUUUUUUAUGUUGAAGUGGGUCUCACAGUAGUUCACUGCCUCCGCAGGGUGUGUUUGGAACCUAACAUUUGGGUCCAGGUGUCUUCUGCUAGCGCAGCUGAAUUUAGGAGUUUCAGAAAAUUAAAUGUGUCCACAGCCAAUCAAACGGAAGGGAAAUGAGACGCCAAUCCUAAAUCAGUCCUUGAAUAGCGUGGACGGCUCAAACUCAACAUUCCAUGACGGUGUUAAUAUUUUAACUCACUUGCUGACUUCUUAAAUAAUCUUGUGUUUGGACUGCUGCUCAAUACUGGGCUAGAAGUAAAGGUGAGGGACAAAACAAACAUGUCAAAACAAAGAAUGCCACAGGCUCAACGUGAGUGUCCCCUCAGUACCCCCAUAGUUUUGGGCUGUGUCAAGCUAGUUCCACACUGAAGUCUGCAUUUCAGGUUAUGUUGUCACGGCAGGUUCCAGAGGGAGGGUUGAAGGCUGUCUAUCUGGUUACCCUACAUAGCGUUUGCCAUGAGAAACCUGAAGGGGAGUGCUGUGCUUCUAAUGCUUGGGCUAAAAUAACAUUUUGUGGCAUGACUGGUGUCCAAAGCAAAGACCCAGGUAUGGCUCGUAGGCUCCAUAUACUGUAUAAGCCCUAAAGGCUGAGCUUCAAUGUGCAAUAGAGCAAAUAAUCCCUAGACACGAUUAAUGGUUAUAAUCUUUAUUAGUUGCAUACUAUACACAUAAACAUACUUAAAUAUUUCUCCUUGAGUUGUGUUGUGAGUGUGGAUCUUGCUGGUACACUUUUAUAAGUUUGUCUUUGUCUUUAUUAUAUAAUGUAAGUACAGAUUGUAGGAAUUGAUUAAAUGACUGCAGUCAUGAUUUGGGGAGGGUAGCUGUUCGAAAGGUGGUGAGAUGGUGUGAGGUUUCUAUACAGCAUGUAUCCUUGUUUGCUCAGUGCCUUGUGUGACGUUGAUCAUGCUAAAGGUCCCAUUGCUACCUACAUUCCUGUCCCAUUUGAAAAGGGUUCACCUCAGAAAACCCAAUCUGCAGCAUAAUUUGGCAUUGUUCCCUUAAUUACAGGUAUCCAUACUCAUGUGGUUCUUUCACCAAAGUCCUGGCACAUUCUUUACCAGUUCAAAGCGGCUUCUUUGACAGGAUCUUGUUUCCCUCAAAAAUCCGAACAUGAUGUGUGCAUUAAAGAUGGAUGUACUGUAUGUCCUUUUAGUUUUUUGUUUUUUCUUUGGCACCUCCUUUUCUUUUUCCAGAAGUACAGCAAUCAAAUUCUGAUGUUACGGUUACCAUGAUUAUUUUGCACCUUGUUUUUAAAUGUGGUGUUCCAGUUUUCUCUCACUUUGUGUUGGGUUAGUUUGUAUUUUAGGCCGUGAUGAGAAUUAGAGGUAUUGUGCAGUACAGUAGGUUUAACAUAGGGGUCAUGUUGUGGAAAACUUUGGAUGUUCAGCUUCUUUGUUAAAGAAUGGUAACUCCAACAUGGUUUCUCCUGGACCCACAAAGAGAAAUCUGCACUUAGCAGCUUUUUUUAAUACACGUAAACUUUUUUCAGGCGGAGGGUAAAAGAUAAAGAAAGGACUUCAGCUAAAAGGUGCCAUGGCAGGGAUCAAACCACCACUCAUGCAGAAGGAUUUGCAUAUGACUGAAGUCAACGCCCUAUGGACUACGGCACUUCCCUUGCCAGUUGUGAAAUUCAAAUUAAGCCAGUAAAAAUAUUGAAUUUGUACAAACAUACCCUUUCACUAUGUAUUUCUUUGAGGAGAGUUCUGAACAAUCUGGGGGCUUCAUUCUUUUUCCUGUACAGGCACUUAAAAGACAGGCCAAAUUUGUGGAUUUCUUUGACAAUAGAAUUUUAGUGCCAUUUAAGCUGUCCCUAAACACUGUACUGAUAAAAAAAAUGAGCGAUGAAGGGCUUCAACUAUGCACUUUUCUUAACUUUGAAUAAAUACGAGUAAUACUGUCUACUCUUGGUGCA
Molecule: messenger RNA, 2624 nt
Organism: Conger conger (European conger)
Lineage: Eukaryota; Metazoa; Chordata; Actinopteri; Anguilliformes; Congridae
Gene: smim14
Product: small integral membrane protein 14
Exons: 5
Coding region: 234-545 (103 amino acids)
Cellular component (GO): endoplasmic reticulum
Source: RefSeq, a predicted model, not a curated record